GGACUGGGUGGGGAAACUGGCGUACGUGCCCUCGUGGGACUCGAUCAACGGCUACUACGAGUCCACGUCGAAAUCGGUGGGUUCGUGGCUGAGCACCUCCUCAUCGGAAGUUGUGGUGAUGGUGCCCAAGCCGAAGGACCCUCGAGCAAGCACAAACAACGCAGGUCCAAUCCAAGCAGACAAAGGAGGGAAUCAGAACGACAUGGAUCCGAUUGCGACACUUUCCUUCUGGACGAGGAGGAAGAGACAUCUUUCGUGAGGCCUUCAUCACUGCUGGAUGGCGAGGAGAGGAUUCUGGGCUGCUUUGAAUCGAACUGCCACGUCCAAUUCGGUUGGAUGCAAGGCUACCGCGUAUGCGCCAGAUGCAAGCAUCACUUCUGCUACCGGCACUGCCGCUACAGGCGACGGCGCCCACAGCAGCCUACGACGCCGUCGUCGGACCCCAAGGCCACAGCAGCUCCGCCACCGCCCCACGACGGCGCCGUCGAGGACCUCCUGUGCCUGCGGUGCGCGCGGCUGGAGCCGCAGACCCUCGGGCACGUGAGGGACCACUCGACGGGGUACGCGAGCCUGCGCAACGAGAUCAGGUCGCUCGCGAGGAUGCGCGACGACGUGACGCUGAUGAAGCUCAGGCAGCUGUCGAAGGACCAGCACGACACCGCGCAACGCAGGAAGAAGCGGCAGGAGCGAAUGCAGCAGCGGGCCGACGCUGGCGAGGUGAAGGCGAUAGAGAGCGCGUUGGGCACCGUGACCAGCUCGGUGUCUCCGCUGAUCAAGUGGAGCUCGAGCGCCAUCAGCGAGUGGGCCUACGCGCCGGCCGACACCAUAUGCUCCUUUUGCGCACGGCCGUUUGGGUAUUUGUCGAUCGACAAGUACGUCUGUAAGUUGUGCGAUCGCGCCGCGUGCGAGGAAUGCUGUAAAUACGCCGUCAGCCUCGCCCGCUCCACCGUCAACCGAACAGCUCCGCUGGCGACCGAGGGAAGCGUGCGGUGCUGCAAGCAGUGCUCGCAGGUCAUCCGGCGACGGGAGGAGGUGCUCCACUUCCAGCAGAAGCUGCGCGAGUGCGAGGAGCACCCGCUCAAGCUGCUCUACGACGGCAUCGCGUCGAUGAAGGGCUCGAUCGACGCGGCCCUCGUGCAGUACUUUGACCUCAUCUCGAGCGUGGACAUCAUGGAAGGCUUCGCGGUGGUCGACGAGCUCGACGGGGUCUGGCCCCAUCAGCGCGAUGACGCUGCGGCGGAGGCGGACGAGGACCUGAUCGACCGAGACGACGUCGCCAUUGAGUGGAACGAAGGCGACGACGACAACGACGAAGAUGAUGACGAUGACGACAAUGAAGAGAGAGCUCGGCGCAAGACGAAGAGCAAGAAGACGAAAACAAAGAAGAGCGAAGGAAAAGCGAAGAAGAAAGCGAAGCCAGAGAAUGAGGAAGACGACGAAAUGCGACACCUCUCGGCCGAGCAGAUCGCCAAGCGCGACGAGUUGAAGAAGGCGCUGCUGGCGCUGCUGGUGGAGUACCAGCGAAGGGUGAGCGAGCUGGUGGCCUACAAGUGUCGCAGCGCCAAGGAGCUGCUCCUCGUGCGCGAGGUGCGCGUGGCCCUGUGGGAACACAAGAACGAAUGCCUCCUCCCCUUCCAGAAGACCCUCCCCGCGCCAGUCACACGAAGCGAGGGCGACCAUGAGGAGGAGAGUGAUGAUUUUGAUGAAGGCGAAGACUAG
This is a messenger RNA of Acanthamoeba castellanii str. Neff, 1719 nucleotides long. RefSeq lists its product as uncharacterized. The annotation marks the transcript as partial. Gene Ontology annotation, molecular function: metal ion binding. NCBI's taxonomy places the organism in Eukaryota, Discosea, Longamoebia, Acanthamoebidae. The transcript is spliced from 8 exons. The record is from RefSeq and is a predicted model, not a curated record.